AUGGAGGUUGAGAAAAUGUUCCAUGACUGGGCCGAGCACGAUGAUGUCGUCAAGUCUCUUGGGCCAAAACACUUUUUGGACUUUGUGGCCUACUAUGAAACCUACCGUCCACAGCUUCCCAAUCCUUGGAUGCCACCUCGCAUGAAGGACUUCCUGUUGCUAGAGACCUUGAAGAUACCUUCUCGGCCUGACUCGAGCAAGGGUCCUUUGAUUUCUCGCCCAGUACCUCUCCCCCCAGCUCUGGCGAAAUUUGCAAAACCAGUCGAAGCACAGGAAAUGAACAUUGCUGCUGAACAGGCAGCAAUGCGGAAGAGAAAGAAGGAAGAGCAGAAAGCAGCAGUUGCAGCAAAGGAAGCUGAGAAAAAUGAAAAACAGAAGGCAAAAGCAGAAAAAGAACAGAUGCAAGCCAAACGCGCAGAACGAGAAAGGAAGAAAGCUGAAAAGGAGGCAAAGCGCCAGGAGAAGGAGGAGGCUAAAAAAAGCAAAAAGGAAUCAGUGCUGAAGCCAAGUGCUGCAGCUGGGGCAAGUGCAACCGAGGAAGCUGUGGAAAUGAAAAAACCCUCUAGGAAAGGGACUGAUACUGAGAAAGCACCUGCAAAGACUCGCAAGGCCCGAAAGACUGGAAUCAUGGAAACACCGUGCAAGGUUUGGAACCCCCAUGGCAAUCAGACCCCGAAAAAGGUUCUGGAAAGACGAAAGAGGGAGAUGAAGGCGAAGAAUGGUUUGGCAAAGCUUCGUCGCAGCAGGGAGCUCUUGCCUGACAUGCUUGCAGAUUUGGAAGAACCAAAGGAUGAAAGCAAAAUGAAUCUCAUUUUAACAUUAAUUAACAAGUGUGUGCAAACAUGUGCCAAAAACAAAAAGUGA
Cladocopium goreaui is the source of this 864-nucleotide messenger RNA. The record is from the annotation of a GenBank genome assembly. NCBI's taxonomy places the organism in Eukaryota, Dinophyceae, Suessiales, Symbiodiniaceae.